This is a messenger RNA of Bemisia tabaci, 3396 nucleotides long. Its product is annotated as paired box protein Pax-7. NCBI's taxonomy places the organism in Eukaryota, Metazoa, Arthropoda, Insecta, Hemiptera, Aleyrodidae. Gene Ontology annotation, molecular function: RNA polymerase II cis-regulatory region sequence-specific DNA binding; DNA-binding transcription factor activity, RNA polymerase II-specific. The record is from RefSeq and is a predicted model, not a curated record. Gene Ontology annotation, biological process: regulation of transcription by RNA polymerase II; anatomical structure development.
CGUGUUUCCACACAUAUCGCUCCAAACCGCCGCGUGUUGUUACUGCCGUGAGUGCGUGUGUUGUGUCCCUCGCUUAAAGCACCGUAACGCAGCGCAAAUUCCUUCCGCAAGCUCUCCGUGGAGUUUCGACGGAAUUCGAAAGUUGUGAGUGCGGGUCCUCUUAAGUUGUUCUUCCGGUGCCCUCUAGUGGAAAUCCCGUCUUGGAUCCGUUCGACGGUUGAAGUUUAACUGUGAUAAACAAUUGUUUUUGUUGGUUGAUUUGUGUGUAUUAGUUAUCGUUAUACCGUACUCGAUCCGAUUGUUUCUCUGGCAGCGCUUGUGUGGAUUACGACUUGUGCAUGAUGUGUUGGGAUCUCUAGAACCGGUUUCUCUGAUGACUGUUGUUGUUGAACGAUUUUCCGGACUUGACUUGAAAUCCGAUCUCAGAAGAUGACAGUGACCAAUUUCGGAAUGAUGCGCCCCGUCUUCAAUGGAUAUCCUUUCCAAGGUCAGGGCCGUGUCAACCAACUGGGCGGGGUGUUCAUAAACGGACGCCCGCUGCCGAACCACAUCCGGCUCAAGAUCGUGGAGAUGGCGGCGGCCGGCGUUCGCCCGUGCGUCAUCUCGCGGCAACUGCGCGUCUCCCACGGCUGCGUCUCCAAGAUCCUCAACCGCUACCAGGAGACCGGGAGCAUCCGCCCCGGCGUCAUCGGCGGCUCCAAGCCCCGCGUCGCCACCCCCGACGUCGAGCGCAAAAUCGAGCAGUACAAGGCCGAGAACCCCAGCAUUUUCAGCUGGGAGAUCCGUGAUAGUGACGAAGCUGUUGCAGAUGCGAGGAAUAAAUUAAUCAAAGAUGGUCUCUGUGACAGAAGCACAGCUCCUUCAGUCAGCGCUAUUUCCAGAUCUCUCAGGGGGCACGAUAUGGAUGAUUCAUCAUCAGAACAGAAAUUGAAAGACGACAAGGUGAGCGAUGGUUCUGACAUUGAAUCCGAGCCUGGGAUCCCGUUGAAGAGGAAGCAAAGGCGGAGUCGAACUACGUUCACAGCUCAGCAGCUGGACGAACUGGAGAGGGCCUUUGAAAGAACCCAAUAUCCAGAUAUUUACACUAGGGAAGAACUAGCGCAACGCACCAAACUCACGGAAGCCAGGAUACAAGUUUGGUUUAGCAAUCGUCGAGCCCGUUUACGCAAGCAAAUAUCAAGUAGCUCUACCAAUAGUUAUAACUCUGUGGGAUUGUCAAUGAGCUAUCCAACCAACAGCGGGUCCACCCCAACUUAUAUGAUGUCCCAACAAAUGCCUGAACCAACUUACACACCAACUCCGCAAGUAUCCGAACACGGUGGUUUAUAUGCUCACCAUGUCAUGAGCUCAGAACCACAUCUGGACCAAAGGCCUCCGAGCAGCCCUAGCCCUUACAUUGGCCUCUCGGCCGCAGCUUAUCCCAACAGUGCUUCUACCACCUUACUUUCUUCAUCGAUGAGCUCUGCGACGGCCGGUAGUCAUAUAGGAAACGUUUCGCCAGGACUUCUCACUACUGCCAGCCAUGCGUAUCCUCUAAGCCCGGGAGGCAUGAUCACCACACACCACCUUCCUCCCGUUUCGAGUAGCCUUGCUCUGGUCGCACAGCAUCCAGGAAAUGGAGGCUCAGGGCCAGAACCACUGGUGGCCUCGUCAACAGACAUGGUACCACUCACCAGCGCCAACCCCGGAUGGGCUACAAUACCAUUGAACACGGUGCAAGGCCCCCCGAGGAGCAACAGUCCCCCAUCGCUGAGCAAUCUGAACCCGAUCAGCCCCGCUCCUUCGGGGUACCACCACAACGCCACCAUCGCUCAACCCAGAGCACACCCUCAAUCUUUCUACUCAUGGUCUUGGCCAUAACCUUAAGUAAAUACCUUGUCCAGGCCGCACAUCAAUUUCAAAUGUUAAACACGAUAUUGAAACAGUGGAGUUUAUUGCGAGUUGGCAACGCUGUUUUUCAUCCAUUUAAAUGUGUUGGCAACGCUGUUUUUCAUCCAAUUAAAUGUAUAAGCAACAAUCGAUUCUUAGAGUAUCGAUAUCAAUAUGGAUUUAAGUGGGGGAAAAACACUGUUACUUGCCAACUAUAAUGACAACCACCGCAGGAUUGAAAUUAGGUUAGAAUGACUCAUGUCCGAUGACAGUAAGUGCAGUGAGAUAACGGAUGACUCAAGUCAAAAAAUGUGUAUCCACGUGACAUUCCAAGGCUCCUUUCAAGUUUUAUUUUUUUAACGAGAAACCUACCAAUGGUUUCUUUUGAGACCUCCUGUGACUUUCUUUCACCUAUCUGACAAUAUUUGUAGACACUUUAGAAAGGAAUAUUUUUGUCAUAUUUUUGUGAAAAAAUAAAACGUGCUUGGUAAUUUUGAGAUGUUGCUAACAAUGGAGAUGCACAUUUCCCGACUUCAGCCAUUGUAAUGUACUCUAUAAAAGUACGUACAUUUUUACUGUUUUUAACUCUGUCGAAAGUUGUAAUUCUUUUAUGCUCAUGCGAGAUCUCAGUUGCUUAAUUGGUUUUCUGUCUACCAAUUAUUUCAUACUGAACUUUUCUUUCAAUUUUCCCUUCUCGUUCACAACCAAACUAAAUGCGACGUUUCAAGUAUUAAGACAUGAGUUACAACUACAGACUAAUUUUACAGUAGGUUUCAGUAGAUGAACAAAGACGUGUGAUUCCCUCUAGCUUAAAUUGCUACUUUUUUGUGUAAAAAUAUCCAGUGAAAUGUUUGUGCACGAAGCGCAAGUUUGAAAAGCAAUUGAGAGCAUCGUCGGAAAAAUUUUCUGAAUUACAGCUCGAUAACUUUAUAUGUUGAAGGUGCCUGAACGCCAAAUAAAUUUCAGAAAAUGUAAUGAUUGUAAACCCAACAUAUUCUUACGUGAGGCGCCAUCGUUAAUACUCGUAAUAUCUUUAUAGCUUUCGGCCUUUAUUUGACUGAGAGUAGAGAAAUCCCACCGCGUCAUUUCAAGUUCCUUUAGUUUUCUUCGGCAAAAUUGUAUUUUUUAGGGACGAAAAUCAAAUGUAAGUAUACGGUGUCUAAUAGUUCACGAUUAUUAUUUUCGAUUAAGUUGUUAGGAUAAGUCUUCCCUGAAUCAAAGUGUACUUACAAUUAACUUAAUCUGAAUUCCACAUCCUAAACGAGAGAGUUUGAAAAUUUGAGGCUGAAACGUAAACUUGAGACAAACUCUCCAACUGACAGGAAUUCUCAUUUUCAGUGCUAUUGUUGUUACUUUCAACCAUGAUUGAUUGUGUUUGUAAGAAGUGUAAGUGUAUAAAAUUCACCGUAGUUUUAAGUGUACAGUAAGUUUGUAAAACUCUUCAGAUGUGUAUCUAGGUAAAAUGUAUUUCGACAAAAUUGCAAUUAUGUAAAUAUUACUCAUAAUAAAUUUGAAAUUCAUUCUUUA